CUGCGGCAAUUGCUGAAGCUUGUCGUUGGAGUCCUUGGUGUGCUGUGCUGAACAAUUUGUCUGUCUUCGAUAAAAAAAAACUCACUAGAAUGGCUGCGAUUAGUCUGCUAAACCCGAAAGCCGAGUUCGCUCGAGCUGCUCAGGCGCUGGCCAUCAACAUCUCUGCGGCCAAGGGCAUCCAGGACGUGAUGAAAACCAACCUGGGCCCGAAAGGAACACUGAAGAUGCUCGUGUCAGGCGCCGGAGACAUCAAAAUCACCAAGGACGGAAAUGUUCUUCUGCACGAAAUGCAAAUCCAACACCCGACAGCUUCGCUCAUUGCCAGGGCGUCGACGGCCCAGGAUGACAUGACCGGCGAUGGCACUACUUCCACUGUGCUUGUCAUUGGAGAGCUGCUCAAGCAGGCUGACGUUUUUAUCUCGGAAGGUCUGCACCCUCGCAUCAUUGCCGAAGGGUUCGACCAGGCCCGCAAGAAGGCCAUCGAGAUUUUAGACAGCAUCAAAAUUCCUGUCGAAAUCACCAAGGAAGGCCUCUCAGGAGUCUCAAGAACCGCCCUCAGAACCAAACUCCACUCGAGCCUGGCAGAUCAGCUUAGCGAAGUUUGCGUUGACGGGGUUUUGAGUAUCUACAGCAAAGACCGCCCUCUCGACCUUCACAUGGUUGAAAUCAUGGAGAUGCAGCACAAAACCGAGUUGGACACAAAGUUGGUCAGGGGAAUUGUGAUGGACCACGGUGCAAGGCACCCAGACAUGCCCAAGCGAGUCACCGAAGCCUUUAUUCUCACUUGCAAUGUGUCUAUGGAGUACGAAAAGAGUGAGGUUGCCUCUGGAUUCUUUUACAAGAGUGCCGAAGAGCGAGAGAAGUUGCUCAGGGCCGAACGUGACUUCAUCGAGAAGAGGGUUCAGAAGGUCAUUGAACUUAAGAGGGCGGUUUGUUCUGGCAACAAGAAGGGAUUCGUUGUCAUCAAUCAAAAGGGAAUCGAUCCCUUCUCUCUGGACGCCCUGGCCAAAGAAGGCAUUUUGGCUCUGCGAAGAGCUAAGAGACGCAACAUGGAGCGUCUGACGCUUGCCUGCGGUGGGGUCGCAUUGAACAGCUUCGACGAGAUGCUCCCCGAACAUUUGGGAUAUGCUGGCCUUGUCUACGAACAUGUUCUGGGAGAAGAUAAGUUUACAUUCGUUGAGGAGUGCAAGAAUCCUCAGAGUGUGACCAUUCUCAUGAAGGGCCCCAACAAGCACUCGCUUGUGCAGAUGAAGGACGCCGUCAGAGAUGGUCUUCGAGCCAUCAAGAACACCAUUGAUGACGGAUGUCUUGUUCCUGGUGCCGGUGCUUUUGAAGUCACAGCCAACAAAGAGUUAUUGGCUUUCAAAGACACAGUUUCAGGAAAAACUAAGCUCGGAAUUCAAGCUUACGCUGAAGCCCUUCUUAUCAUUCCUAAAAUUCUCGCACAAAAUGCUGGUUUCGAUACUCAGGACAGUCUUGUGAAACUGCUGGAAGAGUCUAAGAACACCGGUUUGCCAGUUGGCUUGGAUUUGACAACUGGUGAAACUAUGGUGCCUGCAGAUGCUGGAAUCUUUGACAACUAUAUCGUGAAAAAGCAAAUAAUCAACUCUUGCACUGUGAUUGCAAGCAACUUGCUGCUGGUCGAUGAAAUCAUGAGGGCCGGCAUGUCAUCACUCAAGGGCUAGAAAAUCUCCACCAACUAAUACCUGAUUUUGCCUUCAGCUAAUUUGUUGCUAUUUAACUUUAUUUUCAUUCACAAACGUAUUUUCCCGUCACAACGUUCUCAUUUUGCUUUAAAAUAAAAUAACUCAAAAAUUUAAUAAG
Neocloeon triangulifer is the source of this 1824-nucleotide messenger RNA. RefSeq names its product T-complex protein 1 subunit zeta (gene CCT6). Lineage: Eukaryota; Metazoa; Arthropoda; Insecta; Ephemeroptera; Baetidae. Gene Ontology annotation, molecular function: ATP-dependent protein folding chaperone; ATP binding; ATP hydrolysis activity. Gene Ontology annotation, biological process: protein folding. The record is from RefSeq and is a predicted model, not a curated record. Gene Ontology annotation, cellular component: chaperonin-containing T-complex. The transcript has 9 exons. Bases 90 to 1685 code for a protein of 531 amino acids.